AUGGCAAUUAAUCGUUUGGAAAAAAUAUUUGUCGCAAACGACGCUGCUUCAAUUCUCAACAAAUUAGAGGUCCAAUACCCGGCUGCCCGUAUUAUUCAUCUGGCUGCUUAUGUGCAAGAAAAACAAAUGGGCUUUUAUUCAAACACGGUUGUGAUUUUUGCUGCUUCUUUGUUGGAACAGGCUUCGCAGUUGCUUUCUAUGGGACUUAAACCGCUUGAAAUUGCUUCUGGCUAUGAACAAGCGUUGGCUAAAGCUGAAGAAAUUCUACCAAAAUUGGUUAUUGGGAAAGCCGAGGAUUUGUACAACGUGGAUCUCGUCAAAACUUACCUACUCCCGUCAAUUACUUCGAAACAGUCUGGAAACCAUGAUUUUGUUGCUGGAUUGGCUGCUGAUGCUUGCGUUAAAAUUGCUCCAAAGCCUGUGCACAAUUUCAACGUGGUCAACAUUGGAAUCUGCAAAAUUCUUGGUGGUGAUGUUUCUUCUAGUUUUAUUGAAGAUGGAUUGAUCUUCAAAGGAGGAGCUGAGGGAAAGGUUAAGCAGGCUACAAAUGCUAAAGUCGCAAUCUUUGCUUGUCCUUUUGAUUUAACACAAACUGAAACGGAGGGCACUAUAUUGAUGAAUACAGAAGAGACUAGUGUUGAACAAAACGUGAAGGACAUGGCGGAAGCUGGUGUUUCUGUGGUCGUUGCUGCUGGAAAAUUUGGGGACCUUUACAUUCAUUUUUUGAAUAAAUACAAAAUUAUGGGUGUUAGAUUGACGUCAGAAUUCGAUUUACGCCGCCUUUGCUCCACUUUGGGCGCGCAAGCUCAAGCUGUUAUUUGUGCUCCACCAGAGGAUUCCUUGGGGAAAUGUAACAAUGUUUCCGUAAAGGAAAUUGGAGAUACUCAGACUGUCAUUUUUGAUAAACAAUCAGCUUCCAAAGUGGCAACCGUCAUUGUUAAAGGCUCUUCUCAAUCUAUUUUGGAUGAUGUUGAACUUUCAAUUGAUGAUGGAGUGAAUGCUUUUAAGGCUUUAACUAAAGACAAAUGGUUAUUGGCCGGUGCUGGUGCAACAGAAAUUGAAUUGUCCCGUCGUAUUCAACUUUUUGGAGCAACUCAAUUUGAACCUAAACAACACUCUAUUAAAAAAUUUGCUACAGCGUUGGAUGUUUUACCUAAACAAUUGGCUAAAAGUUGUGGAAUGAAAACUACAGAGGCUUUGGCUAAUUUGUAUGCUGCUCAUCAAAAUGGAUCAACUUAUGAAGGAAUUGAUGUUUUAAAUUCAAAAUUGGUUGAUGCGAAAGAAGCUGGAAUUUAUGAGUUAUUUAAUGGAAAAUUGUUGGCAUUAAAAUUGGCGACAAAUGCUGCUUGUAGUAUUUUGAAGAUUGAUCAGGUUUUUUGA
This is a messenger RNA of Meloidogyne enterolobii, 1380 nucleotides long. The record is from the annotation of a GenBank genome assembly. NCBI's taxonomy places the organism in Eukaryota, Metazoa, Nematoda, Chromadorea, Rhabditida, Meloidogynidae.